CACGUGCGAUGGACGGUAACAGCUCUGUUCCGGCUGCGCCUCUCGUGACCGGGCCUCACGUCAGCUCAGCGAGCCUGACGACAGUCCCUCGGCCGGAGCGGGCGGCGGACUUCGGUCCGACCACGUCAGCGGCGGGUGGCCGCCCCGCCCGGCAGGCCCCGAUAUGACCGGCCGGCGCCCGGCGGCCGGCACCAGACGCGGGGCGCACACCGAGAGAGACGGACAGAGACGGACAGAGCGAGAGGAGCGGGUGCGCUGACGGACAGAGUGAGCUGCGUGGGAAGACAGGGUGUGACUGCCGACUGACCUGUGAAUAGAACACGAUGACGUCGCCUGCUAGUGCCGCCGUGGCCCGGAAGGAGGGCGUGUCCGACGCUCUGCUGCGAGAGGCUGAGCAGUACCGCACUGUGCAGACCCUGCGAACGUGGCCGGUAGUCACCAACACCUCGGCAGCCGUGCUGGACGGCUAUUACACCCUGAAGGAGGGGGACGUGGCGCGUCCGGUGCUGAACGUGUCCGAGGAGGUGGUCGGCGCCGUCUGCCGGCUGGCCGUCCUGCCGGUCGUCACGUCGCCCGUCGUGAAGACCCCGCUGAGGAUGGCCGACUGGGUGGGCGCGCUCGGCGCGGAGCUGCUGCAGAAGGCCGUCCCCCGGCUCACGGACACCAAGCAGCCGCUGAGGCUGAACGCGGAGCUGCUGCUGAGCCUGCUGAUGGUGCCGCUGACGCUGAGCGUGGCGCUGAGCCGCGACCUGCUGGAGCUGGGCGUCCUCAAGCUGGUCACCACCUUCCCCGGCCUGCAGCCGGCAGCCAAAGGGUUCGCGGAGAAGUCUCUUCUGGCUCAGUGCGGCACGGCGCUGCUGCUGCUCUGGGUGUACCUACCGCUCCUGCUGCUGUCCCGACCGGUGGAGACGGUACGCGCUCUGGUCUCUGUCCCCGGCCAGGCCGUCGCCGCUGUGAUCUCCUGGGCCCGGGAGGCCGCCAGCGCCGUGGCUGACGAGCUGGCCGCCUGGGCGAGCGCCGUGGCCGAUCUGGCCGUGCAGGCUGUCAGCUGGGUGGCCGCCACCGCGCAGACCGCCUACUACGUGCUGUUCGUGAUGACUGGCCUCGAGCCGCUGCUGGCGGCCCUGCUGGAGCGCGCCCGCGCCCUCCUGGCCACCUCUCGGGAGGCCGGAGCCAACCUGGUCAGCACAGUCCGCGCGUCUGCGCCCGGUUCGGGCCUGGUAAGACGCAUGCUGAGCUGGCGCCGGUCCAGUGGGCGCGGGAGCUCUGGUGCGGCGGAGCCGACUGUCAGCGCGCAGAAGGGGAGCAGCGCAGUGCCGGCGCCGGCGCUGGCGGCUCCGGCCGGCCGGCAGACCGCUGAGCCCGAGCUGUGGGCACCGGGGAGGAUCGGCGGCGCCCUGUUGGUCACUGUCAGCCUGUGCGGAGUGGCGGUGGCAGUCAUCAGCCUCUGGUGAGCUGCGCAUGAGCACCGCUAAUCUCUGAGGAAUCACUGCGGGAACCACGAGCUGUUGGCUGACCCUGGGCCGAUUAGCCGUGCUCUGUGGGCUACCGUUUGUUCUUCUGUCACUAUUUCGUGUCCAAGAAGAAAACACUCGAGCUAUCAUUUGGUUUUCCGUGCGAGUUUCUCAGAGAAGUGGAUUUGGCAUGUACUCAGCACAGUGGGAGCUCGCGUAUUACUGUGAAUACUCGACCCUCCCAGGACAUUUUCAAGUGAUACAUGCCAGGGAAUACAAAUGCGUGUGAUGGUGCAAUCAUGUUAAGCUUCACAGGAUUGUUGCUCAUUCCAUUAGCCUAGUAGUAAUGGUGCUGGGGUAGAUGCGCGUGCUUGUUGCUUACGGAGAGUUGUGUUGUGUAACGCAUUUCUGCACCUAAUGUCAGAGUUAGGUGCUGUAAGUGUGAAUCGCACGAACUAGUUUCCAGCGCUGGGCGCCCGUUUCACCCGUUUGGUAUCUGUCGAGGGCUUCCGGUGCAGGGAACGGCUUGAAACGACUGUGCUCAUUUUCGGCGGGGUUUCGAAUAAAAGGACCAUUUGCCCUUGUGUACGCGUCUUUGCUUCUCUCUGUAGCUCGGCGAUUCUCGAGCUCAUUGUCAUGUUCGUAUCGUGAAGCGGAAGAUCGCGUUAUUUUGCAUUGUUUUGGAUGCUAUUGCGAUGGAUGUGUGCAUUGUUUAUGCUAAGAAGCGGUUGCCCUGUGUUCUGGAAUGCAUCCGGGUGGUAGAACUUCGACAUUGUGUUUAAUAAAUAGCUGGUCAACCCAGCCCUGGGCUCA
Messenger RNA from Amphibalanus amphitrite, 2267 nucleotides. RefSeq lists its product as uncharacterized. Lineage: Eukaryota; Metazoa; Arthropoda; Thecostraca; Balanomorpha; Balanidae. Bases 324 to 1454 code for a protein of 376 amino acids. The transcript is spliced from 6 exons. The record is from RefSeq and is a predicted model, not a curated record.